AUGUUUAAAAACGCGUUCGCUCCUCUCCUCGCCGCCCUCGUCUACGUCGGCGCAGCGCAUGCCUGGUUCCGUGUCGCGUGCACGACUCCCCUCGUCACCGAGCGUAUUGACCCGAUCGUCUCGCCCGGUGUGAUUGGCACUAACCACGUCCACACCGUCCACGGCUCGAGCGGCUUCAGCGCCACCUCCAACACGACCGAUCUCCGUGCGGGCAGCUGCACGUCCUGCGAAGUGUCCCCGCAGGACAUGUCCGCGUACUGGUUCCCGAAGCUGUACUUCAAGGACCCCGCGGACGGGCACUUCGAGGAGGUGCCGAACGGCGGCCUGCUCGUGUACUACCUCCAGCGCGGAGACCAGGAGAAGAUCAACGGCGGGCCCGGGCUGACGGCGUUCCCGCCUGGCUUCCGCAUGAUCUCGGGCGACGUGACGUCGCGCUCGAGCCAGGGCGGGCAGGGGUACGAUAAUCAGCAGGAGCUGGCGCAGAGCGCGAUUCAGUGGUAUUGUUUGAGGUAUACGACGUCGGACCCUGAUUAUGUGGGGUAUGGGUUCCCCACUACGGACUGCGAGGCGGGGUUCAAUGCCCGUAUUCAGUUCCCGUCGUGCUGGGAUGGCGAGAACCUUGACUCGCCCGACCACAAGUCGCACGUUGCGUACCUCUCUGGCCUCGACAACGGCUCGUGCCCCCCGACCCACCCCGUCGGCCUGAUGCACAUGAUGUUCGAGAUCACAUGGGACGUCCACUCCUUCGCCGGGCGCUGGAGCGAGCCCGACUGGCCGUUCGUCUACGCGACGGGCGACCCGACCGGGUACUCGCAGCACGGCGACUUCCUGAGCGGGUGGGACUCGGUCGCGCUGCAGAACGCGAUCGACAACUGCAACAACCCGAACGACGAGACGGGCAACGGCGUCACCGAGGCGUGCUCGUACCUCACCGUCAUCUCUCAGGACACGGCGACGACGUGCAAGGCGGAUCCGGUCGUGAACGAGCAGACUGGCGGGACGAACCUGUCUAAGCUUCCUGGCUGUAACCCCCUCCAGGCUGGUCCGCAGAACGCGACCCUCUACUCGACCUCCAACUGUCCGAUCUAA
Molecule: messenger RNA, 1089 nt
Organism: Coniophora puteana RWD-64-598 SS2
Lineage: Eukaryota; Fungi; Basidiomycota; Agaricomycetes; Boletales; Coniophoraceae
Exons: 5
Coding region: 1-1089 (362 amino acids)
Source: RefSeq, a predicted model, not a curated record